UUUGCUCCAGUAUUUAUAUCCAAGAAAUUUAGCUUUCAGAACAAAGGGAGACCAGAAUAGAGUUCACAAAAAGGAAUGAAACACCAAUUAAAAGAUACAUAUUUCAGCUGUUGAAAUCAUAUGGAACAAGGUUUGACAGAUGAUUCUAAUCAAUAUAUUUUUAUUUAUUAAGUGUAAUUUAAGUGAGUAAAACAGUUUAAUGAAAUUUAAGCAGUAUAACGAAAUUUUAACAGUUUAAAGAAAUUAUCAUAAUUGAGAUGUGCAUUACACCAAAGAGAUCAUAAAAGAGUAUGUUUUCAGAAUUUGUGUUUAACAAUUAAUUACCAGGCAUAUCAAUCGUACAAUACAAGGUUAGAGCUCUAUCAUCAGAAUACAGUAAAAUAGUUCAUUAAUAUACUCAGUAACCUGCAGCCAAAAACAAUGUUUCCAGUGUCAAAACCCACAGAGCAGCAAACUAAACAGUGGAUGAAUCUUCAGAAGGAAAUGUUAGAACCACAGUUCUAUCCAGACCCUUCUCCAUUUAGGGACAGUCUACAACGACUCAAUGUGGAUGAAGACAAGCUAAAAAAAUACUUGUCAAGUAAUAAAAACACUCUCCAUGUCCUCGCUCCUUACCUGAGGAUUAUUAAUAAAGAUCACAAAAAAUUGAUCGAAUCAGCAAGUAGCACCGUCGAGCUCAAAGCCAAAGUUGAAAAGUUAACUUUUGACAAAAAAACCAGAGGAAAAGUUGCAGAUAUUACCCUGGAUUUAUCAAGUAAACCUGAAUUGAUUACUUCUAUUCAUGACACUGGUAAUAUUUUGAAAAGGCUUUUGUCUGCUUCUCUAGUGGAAACACACAUUGUAGAUCCAUUUAAAAAUAUACUAUACCAGAAUCCACCAGAGAGUGAUCCUUCUCAAAAAAUAACUUCUUGGAAAAUAGAGCCUGGAACUACAAUUGCAGCUUAUGUCACAUUACAUGGAAAUUAUGUUGUAUCAGAUGAAAUUAAUAACGACAAGAGAUUUCCUCUAGGAAUCAGCUAUCAGUCGUCUGUGAUGAAACAUGCACUUUGUGUACCAAUAAAAACUCCAGAUGAUAAAGUUGUUGCUGUGUUUACACUAGUGAGAGAUGCACUUGAAGUGCCAUUUAAUAAAGAAGACCUCGAGACAGUUCUGAUAGUUAGUGGGUGGAUUGGGGUGGCAGUACUGCAGAACAGCAUGUACAGUUCAUUAGCGAGACAUCAAGAUCUAUCUAAUCACUUGGUUCACCUUACAGACCACUAUCACUGUGCAACUGGUGAUGAGGAUCACAGCCUUUCAAAUAUUGUCAUCUUUGCUAAAGAAACGAUCGGAGCUCAGUGUUGUAGACUUUUCUUAGUUGAAGAACAGUUAAAGAGUGCUUUUUUUGUAGCAAUUUAUCAACAAGGUAUUGAAGAUGCCACAUUAUUGAAGAAAAUGCGAUCCAGUUUUGCUGUAAAACCUGAUGGAUCUAUGUUGAGUGAUGUGCUGUUCAAUAAAAAAGCAGUAAAUAAGCUCUAUGAUCCUUUAAUAUGUGAUUUACAACAAGAGUUUCCAGUGACCUCUUUACUCUGUGUGCCACUGUUAUGUGGCAAACAAGUUAUCGGUGCUAUUCUACUGGCAAACAAACUGAAAGCAACAAUGUUUAGCAAUGAAGAUAAAGGAAUUUUAACUAAAUUUGCUACUUUCUGCACUAUAAAUCUUAAACAUUUACAAGUUAAAGAGAAAUUGAAAAAAACUGAAAUCAUAUUGAACAAAGUAACUAAAGAAAUACUACAUUACCACAUUCGACCUUGUGUCCACGACCAAGAAAAUGUCAAGAAACUUUCUACUGAAUUACCUGACCAAUUUUUCUCAUUUAUUUGGUAUCCAUCUCCAGAUGAAACACCGAAGCUUACCGAGUUCACUUUAAAUAUGUUCCAUGAAGUCCUUGGAGAUUCAUUCAUGGCAUUAAACAAUGUUACAAAAUUUGUUCUCACAGUACAAAAAUGUUACAGACCAAAUCCCUAUCACAAUUAUAUACAUGCAUUUGGAGUGGCCCAUACAAUGGCGAACAUGAUAAGUCGUUAUCACAAAAUCUUUAAUGGAAUUGAACAAAAAGGCCUGAUGGUGGCCGCACUAUGUCACGAUUUAGACCAUAGAGGUUACACAAACAACUUUGUCCAGGUGACCAAACAUCAUUUAGCAAAACUUUAUGAGUCUUCACCACUAGAAAACCAUCACUUUGUUGUCACCAAGAUGAUAAUUGAACAAUGUGGAAUGUUUCAGUACAUAAAACCGGAUAUCUAUGAUGAACUUCUCUUGGAAAUUUAUGAGUGCAUAAUAGCCACAGAUUUGUCACUUUACUUUCAGUGCAGGAUGGAACUCAUGAGAGUGGCUGAUGAGAGAGUAUUCACAUUUAAAAAUGCCAGUCAUCGAAGACUGGUGAAAAGUUUAAUGAUGACAGCCUGUGAUCUUUCGGGGCAGACAAAGUCUUUUUCAGUGUGUAAAAAAAUCACUGAAGGCGUCUAUGAGGAGUUCUACCAGCAGGGGGAUGUUGAAAAGAAAAUGGGUUUCAUCCCCUUACCAACUAUGGAUCGAGAUAAGCAAGACAGUUUUCUGGAGAAUCAAGUCCAGUUCAUGAAUGUUGUUGUUCUGCCUUGUGUAGAAACUGUGACACGAAUAUUCGGUACGCUGAAACCGAUGUUGUGGGACACUAGAACACUCUUUAAACAAUGGAAACAUUUACUUGAAACAAAAUAUGACAUUGAAAAUAAUGUGACGUGAAUUAAGUUGAAGUCUUUUUCAAUGUUAUGAUAUUGAAGAAAUAUACUAAAAAGUCGUAUAUGCAGAUACAUGGACUACACAGACUUGUUCUGCUGUUGGUACAUGGAAAUUCAAAGUGAUAAUAUUUUACAAUUAUUAGGAUUACAAUAGGGAAAGCUCUUGCUAUAUUGUAACUUAAAGGAAAUUUCUACAGUUCAAGUACAAUAAAAAUAAUUCAAAAUCUA
Messenger RNA from Homalodisca vitripennis (glassy-winged sharpshooter), 2984 nucleotides. Its product is annotated as cAMP and cAMP-inhibited cGMP 3',5'-cyclic phosphodiesterase 10A-like. Gene Ontology annotation, molecular function: protein binding; 3',5'-cGMP-stimulated cyclic-nucleotide phosphodiesterase activity. Lineage: Eukaryota; Metazoa; Arthropoda; Insecta; Hemiptera; Cicadellidae. Gene Ontology annotation, biological process: negative regulation of receptor guanylyl cyclase signaling pathway; signal transduction. Bases 421 to 2760 code for a protein of 779 amino acids. The transcript has a single exon. The record is from RefSeq and is a predicted model, not a curated record.